AUGUCCUACAGCGAAUUUGACACCCCGUGGGUUGAGGAUCCCUUGGAAUCCGCAGAGAAUGCUCUCUGUGACGGUCACGGUACCAGACUCUACGAGAACGAACUUGGCGACCUCCUGUUUGCAACCAUUCGCUACAAUGACCUCCCCAGACUAAAACAAUAUCUUUCUGUCUAUUCCCCGCGUUUGGAUGUUGAAGACAAAGUGUUUAAUGACCCGCUCUGUAUCGUCGCGUCCCAGGGACGUACGGAAGUUCUCCGCGUUCUCAUAGACUACUACAAAACCAACUUGACACAGGUGCCUCUCUAUGAGCGAAAGUGUUCAUUAUUGACUGCGGCAUGUGGAGAGGCACAGAUUGAGACCGCUCGAUUCAUUCUGGACAGCCAGCCGCCCCUCAAUUCAGCCCACAUUAAACAAGAGUAUCGUGAUGAAGCGCUGCUGGCAACUGCCAGAUCUUUGGGUUCUUUGCCAUCCUCUGGUCACGCAAAUGAGACACCUGAAGAUUGUUAUCAUUUGUUAAGCAACCGUGUUGCUCGUGGGGAAGAAUUAAUGCGUCUGCUCCUCGAUGGCGGUGCGUCUGCUCAAGCGACUGAAUCACCUGAAGAUAGUAGCCAACCAAUGCAAUCCUUUGGAACGGUUCUCGGUCUAGCCUCCUCGCGAGCUGACCCCGCGCUGGUAAAGCGACUUAUUGAGCAAGGGGCCGACGUACACGCGAGGCAAGAGUACGAUCUCCACCGUUCAUCCACACUCUGGGACGUGAAACCCCCAUCUGGCGUAACUGCACUUCACAUCAGCAGUUUGUAUUGGAAUGCAGCGGCCUUACGGACGCUUCUCGACCACGGUGGAAGAACUGUCACUGAAGCACUAUCAUGCCGCGACAGUAAUGGGCGUCUACCUUUUCACUGGGCAGCUGCGGGCCCGGGCUCAAGCGAAUGUUGGCUACCCGAUGUGAAAAUUAACAAUCGGAUUAUCGACACCCUCAAGAUACUCUGCUCCGGUAGCGAUAUAAAUGCUCGGGAUAAUGGGGGCGAGACUCCUUUACACCAUGCCUUAAGCGGCCAUGCCCGCUGUGGUCAAAGCAUGCACUUGGAUAAUAUGCUGAAGUUCUUCCUGGAAAACGAGGCGCACGCAGGCUUAGUCGACGACAAUAAUCGGACCGUGCUACAUAAGAUGGCUAUCCACUGUCUGGAUGGUGAUCCCAUCAACACCUCUGUAUUGGAAAUGCUUAUUUCACACGGUGCCGAAAUUAACCAACAAGACGUAAACGGGAAUACGGCAUUGCACCUCAUGGCUAGGAAUUUAUGCCAAGCCAAGGCAGUCCAGUUUCUAAUUGUUCAGGGCGCAGAUGUGUCUCUCGUCAAUUCAAGAGGGAAUACAGCCCUGCAUGAAUGCUUAUCAAUGGGGAAGAUCCUGCAAAAGCAGACCGCGAACGGAAGUAUUGUUCCCACGGUCGCCGAUCAGAGAAACGCGCUGGAUGAAAUGAGUAAUAUUUUGUUGCAUAUCGGGGGCGAUGCUAUGAUGGAUCAGACCAAUCUAGCGGGGGAGACGCCGCGACAGCUGCUGUCUAAGAAACUAGCCUACUGGCAGAAACGGGAGUUACGUGAAGCCACGAGACACAAUUAG
Penicillium nucicola is the source of this 1620-nucleotide messenger RNA. RefSeq lists its product as uncharacterized. Gene Ontology annotation, molecular function: protein binding. Lineage: Eukaryota; Fungi; Ascomycota; Eurotiomycetes; Eurotiales; Aspergillaceae. Gene Ontology annotation, cellular component: nucleus; cytoplasm. The record is from RefSeq and is a predicted model, not a curated record. Bases 1 to 1620 code for a protein of 539 amino acids. The transcript has a single exon.